AUGAGCAAACCUCCAUCUCGUCGCAAUCCUCGCAUCAGAGCCUUUGAGAUUGAGACUGACGGCGUUGAUACCAGUAGGGACUAUAGAGCCCCGUCGCUAAGUGCGACUGGCGUAGACGACAGUACGAUUUCUACUGGGGCCACUGUGCUAACAAGUUCCACGAGCCUCAGCACAGACCCUUUGCAGCUGACCAACAAGAGUGACUCGCCUUUGCCGUUGUCAUUUUCAGCACCGGAAUCGUUUUCAGCAUCAGCAUCAGCAUUAGGCUAUGCCCGUGACCAUGAAUUCCCUUCUGACCAUCAGGAUCCUCAUGCAGCUGAUCUAGGCGGAGACUUGACUUCAGCUGUGCUGGGCAUUGUGAAGGCCAUGGUUGGUCCCGCUAUUUUGUAUCUUCCCCAUGGCUUUGUGGCUGCAGGCUAUUUGGUAGCAUUGCCCAUCAUGGCCAUUAGUACCGCCAUGUACUUGCAUUCGAGCAGAUGUCUCUUGGAGGCUUUCAAGUUUGAAUCUCAAAAAGAGUUGGUCCCGCAGCAAGAUCUUGCCAAUGACAAUGACAUGGAACACAACCCUCACAGUAAUCCUCACAGCGCCACUGCCAGUGGUGCUAGAAACACAGCACCAGAGGCAGCAUUAGCAGCAUCUAGCAUACCUACCGCCACCAACCUCUCAUAUCCUGACUUGGCAUACAGAGCGUUUGGAACCAAGGGAGAAACUCUGGUCAAGGUGGGGAUUGCUCUCAUGCAGUCAGGAGUGUGCCUCACGUACGCAAUCUUUGUACCACACAAUCUACACUCAUCUCUGCUCACCAUGUUCAAUCUAGACCUACCACCAAAUUUCUACCUUUUCCUCAUGGUCUGUCUGCAGAUCAGACUAUCUUUCAUUCAAGAUAUUAGAAAGUUUACAACUACAAAUGCAAUCGCAAACGCUUGCAUUCUUUAUGGGCUAAUCAUUUGCCUCUAUUUUGCAUUUGGGCAAGCCACUGCACCUUACGAACCUGACGAAAGCAACAACGACAACGAGCACAACAACAACAACAACAACAACAACAGGUUCAGCAGUGGCUAUGGAAGUAUCAAUUCUGCCAUUCUACCAGUGCUUACAGAUGCUCCUAUUGCCGGCCCACUCACCAAUUUGUGGGAACACUUCAUACAUCUCAGCCCACUCGGUGAUCAUUGGAUUCUCUUUAUUGGUACUUCGGUGCUUUUGUUCGAAGGAUCCAUUACGCUCCUAUUGCCACUGCAACAAGCUGUAGACGACACUCACAAAGAAGAGUUCCCAACAGUGUAUCGGAGAGUCAUUCUCUCCAUUCAAGUUUUCUAUGUGAUUUUCGCCGUAUCUUGUUGGAUGUCUUUUGGAGAUUCCGUCAACACAGUACUCACCACAAGCCUCCCACCGGGCUUCCUGGCCACCACGGUGCAGUUGGCAUACUCGGUAGCUGUCUUGUUCACGUUCCCGCUGCAAAACUAUCCAGCACUGGAGAUUGCAUCCAAAUCCAUGCAACAAUAUUUGCAACCACACAAUUCGGCACCGUGCUUAUCGCCGCCCACAAAGGAAGUUUUGAGGCAACGACAUAUCAUUGCUGCCAUAUUGGUUUGCAUCCUGGCGAUUGUGGCUGUGACUACUAUGGACUCACUCGACAAGGUGGUGUCGCUCACUGGAGCACUCAUUGGGAUCCCCAUUGCGUUUAUGAUUCCGCCGAUGAUCCAUUCACAGUUGAUGGCUACGCAAGUGUCGCCACAACGGCUUCAAAUCAACCUUGCUGUGACACUAUUGGGGUCUGUUGCCAUGGUUGUGGCUUCUGUCACUACUAUCCUGCAAUGGAACGAUUAG
Molecule: messenger RNA, 1827 nt
Organism: Seminavis robusta
Lineage: Eukaryota; Bacillariophyta; Bacillariophyceae; Naviculales; Naviculaceae
Source: the annotation of a GenBank genome assembly